Molecule: messenger RNA, 1268 nt
Organism: Ornithodoros turicata
Lineage: Eukaryota; Metazoa; Arthropoda; Arachnida; Ixodida; Argasidae
Product: nucleoside hydrolase-like
Exons: 6
Coding region: 153-1208 (351 amino acids)
Molecular function (GO): hydrolase activity, hydrolyzing N-glycosyl compounds
Source: RefSeq, a predicted model, not a curated record
CGUACACCUGUUGAGCGUUUUUGCCAACCGCCAGCAGAUCAGUCAGUCUGCUUUGAAACGUGGAAGAACGUGGACAGUGACGCGGAUCUCAAGCAAAUCUCGCCUCGCCUUGAGGAUCUUCGUCGUUUUUGAGUCUUGCUACCGUCUGCAUCAUGAAGCAGCUCAGUCCCACCGUCACGGUUCUGAUGCUACUCCACCAUGUUGCCCUUGCUGAAUGUGAGCUUUGUCGGGAUCUGAAACCGAAACCUUUAGCCCUGCGCGAAGAACUGCACAUAAUAUUAGACGUGGACCCCGGCGUCGAUGACGCCAUUGCCAUAGUCCUGGCCUUAGGCAUUGAAGCAAACGUUGAAGCGAUCACAUGUGUGAAUGGAAACACGAACGUUAAGAAAGCAUGCGACAACGUUCGACGGGUCCUAAAGCUACUUAACAAAACAUCGAUACCAACCUACGAGGGGUGUGAUGAGCCUCUCACGGGACAAUACGUAGAUACUGGAAACUAUUUUGGUGAAGACGCAUUCGGCAAUGCAUCGUGGAAGUACGAGCUACCAGAUCGAAAUGAAGAAAAGACAUCAGUGAACAAACACGCAGCCUCGCAGAUGCUGGACAUGGCUAAGGCAAACCAAAACAAAUAUACCUUGGUGCUCUUGGGACCGCUGACCAAUGCCGCAGUGGCUUUGAAGAUAGACCAACGGUUUACGAGCUACUUGAAGGAUAUUUUCAUCCUUGGUGGAAAUGUUUACGGAAGGGGAAACAUGCUUCCUGGAGCCGAAUUUAAUUUCUGGGUAGACCCUGAAGCGGCGGAUGUUGUCCUAACUAAAGCCCAGUGCCCUGUUACCAUAGUGCCCUGGGAAGCAGUCUUGGAGUCCCUUCUUCCAUGGGAGCAUUACGAAGCUUUGACAAACAUCACUUCUACAAACGCUCAAUUCUUCAGAGAUGUAACUGCUAUGCAUUCGACAGAAUCAGAUAGAAGAGAAGGAGGUGCAGAAUUCGCCGACACACUAGCAGUUUUGGCAGCGCUGAUUCCGGAGUCCAUCACUAAAAGCAAGCAGAGCCGCGUCGCCGUGGAAACAAUGGGAAAUUACACCAGAGGACAGCUGGUGCAUGCUUGGGAACCGUGGCUGCUGCCGCAUGUCACCAGGAAUAUCACAGUUGUGCUCGCGUUGAAUACGACAGUUUUAAACACUGCGCUACAAAAAGCACUUUGCUGAACAGUGAACAACGUUAUUUUCGUCUCCGAUGUAACUACGAGUAAAUACAUCGUGCGCCCA